Messenger RNA from Gasterosteus aculeatus aculeatus (three-spined stickleback), 4068 nucleotides. Its product is annotated as neurabin-2. Gene Ontology annotation, molecular function: actin filament binding. Gene Ontology annotation, cellular component: actin cytoskeleton; cytoplasm; postsynaptic density. Gene Ontology annotation, biological process: actin filament organization; calcium-mediated signaling; neuron projection development. The record is from RefSeq and is a predicted model, not a curated record. Lineage: Eukaryota; Metazoa; Chordata; Actinopteri; Perciformes; Gasterosteidae.
UGCGGCAGCACUCUGCCGCUGAGAGACGAGGACCAGAAAUCUGCAGCUCGCAGAGUGAAGAGAUCAAAAUGAUGCUGCCUGUAAAAAGGGAUUAAACGCAAGCAAUCUGUCGUCAGCGACGUCUGGGCACCACCUCGCUUGGAUCGGCUUGCUGGUGGAUAAUACCGAUUUGGCACCGGGGGGGAGGGAGGGAGGCGUUUGAGAAAGGAGGCAUGCCGUCGCUGAGCAUCCGUCGCGACGCUUGACUCACCAUGAUGAAGACCGACUCCACAUCCAAGAGCGCCGGCUCUGGCUCUGGCUCUGGCUCCACGCUCAGGAGCCCAUCCCCGCACAGGAACGCGUACGAAGCGGGGAUGCAGGCCCUGAAGCCCGUCAAAGACAAUGCCGCCAACGGGGACCUGCAGGACGGCCCCCGAGGCCGCAGGUACGGCUCCAACGUGCACCGUAUCAAAAACAUGUUCCAGCAGAUGCAGACCACGUUCCCGGCUGACGCGGAGGGAGAGGAAUGCGCCAGGGACGCCGACAAAUCGGUGCGCCUCUCCCUCCCCAGAGCCGGCAGCCUGAACGAGAACGUGGACCACAGCGCGUUGCUGAAGCUGGGAUCCACCGUGUCCGAGCGCGUGAGCAAAUUCGACGUCACCAAACCGGAGAACGGGCACCCGCGGGCCUCGUCGCCCAGCUACUCCAAGCUGCAGGAGACCCGCCGCAUCUUCGAGCAGCAGCAGGAGAGACAGCAGCAGCAGCAGGAGAAGCAGCAGCAGCAGGAGAGGCAGCAGCUGCAGGAGAGGCAGCAGCUGCAGGAGAAGCUGGCCACCACCAGGGUCCUGCUGAAGACCGACAAGGCCUCGGGCUUCCAGGACGGCAGGUUGGACGUCAUGGCCCGCUUCAACGGCAGCACGGAGUCCCUGGACAGCCUGGACACCAGCGAGGCCGUGUCCCCCACGGUCAGCCAGCUCAGUGCCGUGUUUGAGCGGGCGGCCGAGCUCCGGAACAACCUCCACCGCCUCUCCUCUACGCCGCCGCUGCCCUCCAGGGGGGUCAGCGCCAAGGUGGGCGUGUUGAACUCCAAAAUAAUCACAAAGAGGGUUUGUGCCUUUGCAGCGGGCCACCAGGAGGAAGAUAUGAGCAAUCAGAUGGGCCACGAGGGGCCUCCGAGGGGCCCCAGGGGGAGGAUGGCUACUCCUUCAGAAAGCUUCAAUGGGGGCCAAAGCCCCCCAGAUGCCGAAGUGUACGGCGCUUCAGGAGAGCCGAAUGAGCACCGAGAAAAGACAGUUUCAGAUGCAGGUGUUGAGGUGAAACCCGAGGACUACUAUGGGGCCAAGGGGCCCAACAGCACAAUGCUCCAAGGUGACAUCCGCAUCUCUGCGGAGAACGGCGACAACGCUGCCCAGAAGCAGAGCUCUCCGAAGGGGGGCGAGAAGGCCAGCCGCCAGGCCGGGGGCGAAGAGGACGGCCCUCCCGCAGAAGACCGGUCGGGGCGCGACUCGGUGGAUAUCAGCGCCUACAGCGCGGUGGGGGAGGACUUUGGAGGAAGCCAGGUGGACGAGGAAGAAGAGGAGGUCGACGACCGCUACGAUCCCGAGUCCAGCUGUGCGGAGAUCACGGGGCUGCCGGCGGAGGAGGACCCGCCCCCCUCCAGGAAGAUCCGCUUCAGCACAGAGCCCAUCAAGGUGUUUGCCACCUACCCCAACGAGGACUACGAUCGGCGCAACGAAGACGUGGAUCCCAUGGCGGCGUCUGCAGAGUACGAGCUAGAAAAGAGGGUGGAGAGGCUCGACCUGUUCCCCGUGGAGCUGGAGAAAGAUGGCGAGGGCCUGGGCAUCAGCAUCAUCGGGAUGGGCGCCGGGGCCGACAUGGGCCUGGAGAAGCUGGGCAUCUUCGUCAAGACGGUCACGGACGGAGGAGCGGCACAGAGGGACGGCAGGAUCCUGGUGAACGAUCUGAUCGUGGAGGUGGACGGGACCAGUCUGGUGGGAGUCACCCAGAACUUUGCCGCCUCCGUACUCAGGAACACCGCGGGAUCCGUCAAGUUCGUGAUCGGACGAGAGAAGCCGGGUGAGCAGAGCGAGGUGGCCCAGCUCAUCCAGCAGACCCUGGAGCAGGAGCGCUGGCAGAGGGAGAUGAUGGAGCAGCGCUACAACCAGUACAUGGACGAGCAGGAGGGCGGCGAGUACGGAACGGACGAGGAAGAGGACGAGGACGAGGAGGUCAGCCCGCCGUAUCCCAGCGCCAUCGAGGUGUUCGACUUGGCGGAGAACGAGGACAUGUCGCCCCUGGAGACGGACCCCGAGAAACUGGCACAUAAAUACAAAGAGCUCCAAAUAAAGCAUGCUGUGACCCAGGCUGAGAUACAACAGCUGAAAAGAAAGCUGCACCACGCGGAGCAGGACAAGCAGCGCUGGCGUAUGGACAAGGCCCAGCUGGAGCAGACGCUGCAGGAGAACAAGGAGCGCAUGGAGAAGCUGGAGGGCUACUGGAUGGAGGCCCAGAGCCUGUGCCAGGCGGUGGACGAGCACCUGAAGGAGACGCAGUCCCAGUACCAGGCCCUGGAGCGCAAGUACAGCAAAGCCAAGCGCCUGAUCAAGGAGUACCAGCAGAAGGAGAUCGAGUACCUGAAGAAGGAGACGCAGCGCUGUGCACAAGUUGGCGCCGAGGCCUCGCUCCUCAAAGAGGAGUCCGGGCAGCUUCAGGAGCAGGUGGCCGACCUGGAGUGCAGGGUGGAGGAGCUGAAAUCUGAACCUUUAUAAAAAAGAAAAGCCUUCUGUCGGCCGCGCGUCCCAGAGAGCGUUUGGGGCUCGUCGGCUACGGGAGAAGACGGUGUUAUUGUACUCGACCUGCAGGGUAUUUCCUCGGUUUCCAGUCGCAUAUUGUAAACGUGUCCUCGGCCACGCCCCUUUUAACCGCGUCCUCGGCCACGCCCCUUUUAACCAUGUUUUUGUUACCAUUUACGGGAUUGUGAAGAACAGUUUUAGCAUCACAAAUACAGACUCUGUUGAGCUCUAGAUGUACUGUUCCUUUUCAGUAUUUAAUCCCUUCAUUUGUGGUUAAGACGGACCAGGCUUUUGCUUUGCCAAAAAAAAAAAAUCUUUCUUUUUUUUGCCUUGUUUUGUGACCUCUUUCUUUGUACAGAUGUGAUACCGUGUGGUUUAAGAAUCAUUUUUGGUUUGUAAAAUUUUUUAAACUGUGUGUAACAUAUAACAUAAUAUAAACUAAUGAGAUUGAGGGUCGGUGUAUAUUUUGAGUGAUGUAAAUUGGAUGGAGAUUGCACUGAAGAAGACAUCGACAAGGUGCUUCACUGGAACGGGAGCCGUGUUUCGGGAUGGUAGAAGCUGUAACCCAACCUCUGUAGGGGUCCUGUCACUUAACCUUGAGAACCACCUGCUGCCUACCUUUCAGAAGUGUUUGUGUGAUUUUUACACACCGUAAGACUCAUCCGCGAGCCUCCAACCCCUCUCGAUUCAACCCCCCCCCUCCCGCAUCUUUAAACAACAACAAAAAAAAUAAAAGUAGGACCACAGAAGCAAGCCACAAAUGAACAAUGGAUCUCUUCUCCCCCCUCUCCAAAUGGAUGUUGUCAAGGACUUGUGUACCUGGUAUUAGUUAGGACUACUGAUAUAAACAUGACAGCGAUUGUCAAAAAGAAGCCGUUACCAGCGAGCAAAGAUGUUGAUUUAAAAAAUGCGCGUGUCUGGAACCAGCAGCUGCACUGGACACGUCUGCGUUCAGCACACGGGAAACACUGCCAGGUUCGUACCGGUUUCAAUUCACGCACAGUUUGGAAUUGAGUCUACUUGUGUCAACUGUCAUGCCAGUAUGUUUGUAGAGUUCAGGUAAGGCUGAAAUAUUUUAACUUUACUUAGUAUUUAUAAACAUAGUCACGGUGGAAAUAUGAGCUAACGAGAACAAAAACUGACAAAAGCAAUGUUGAGAAGACCGUUGAUGAAUCAAGAAUAAUGAAUUGAGGGGGAAAAAAAGCAGGCAUGGUUAUGAGUAUUUUCAUAAUAUUAAGGCUUGUACAGUGCACAUGCUUUGCAUUGUAUGUUUUGUGGAAUAAAUGGUCAACAGUGA